AUGUAUAUCACUUAUCUCCCUCUAUAGUGUUAAAAUCAAUGUGUGAAUGUGAUCCUAUCAAUCCGUCCACCAUAUUACCUCGUCCAAGGAGCAUUGCUGCUCUCUGCUGGAAAAACUUCACUCGUAUUUACAGAAACCCUGGACUCCUCAUAUUCCAGUUCCUUCUUCCUGCCUUUCAGAUUGUAUUGUUUUGUUUAGCCAUUGGUGGCAAUUUCUCUGGAGUCAGUGUUGCCAUAAUGAACAGUGAUAGAGGAAUCAAUUAUUCUGAAGCAACGGGUAUGGGCGAGUACAUAUUCGACAAGUGCACUCCGUUUGAGAAUAUGGAUAAUUUUGGCUCUCUCUUUGUAUCAAAACUUGAUGACAAGUCGUUAGAUUUUACGUAUUAUGAUAGUAUGACAGAUGCCGUGGAUGCUGUGAAGAAAGGCAAAGCAUGGAUGGCUAUAGUCAUACCAGAGAACUUCACUCAAGACAUGGUAGAGAGACUAGGAUCGAUAAUUCUACAGGACAACAUACCAGAUGAUAUUAUCAAUGGAUCCACUAUUGAAAUAUAUGAAGAUGUCACUGAUCUUCAGAUGACAUACACAUUGCAAAAUAAGACCACAGCUGCUUCUGAGCUUUUUCUUGAAGCUUUCAUUAAUAAUUGCAAUGUUUCUAAAAAAGAUAUUUCGUCUCCACUCCAGGUCCACAAUCCUCCAGUUUACGGUGGCUUUCAUCUCUCAUACACAGACUAUGUUGCACCUGGAAUGAUUGUCAGUAUAACAUUUGGUAUGUCCAUUGGUCUGACUGCUCUCUCCUUUGUCAUUGAGAGAAAGGAGGGCCUCUUGGACAGGACGUGGGUAGCAGGGGUCAAUGUGACAGAGAUGGUCCUAGCCCAAAUCUUCACACAAUGUAUCAUUCUUUUUGUACAGAGCACUAUACUCAUAAUACUGGUCAGGUUUGCUUUCAAGGUGUAUAUGGUGCAUCUAAGAAGUAUAUUUUUAGUUGAGUUAUUGACAAUGCUGCAAGGACUGACAGGAAUGGCAUAUGGUCUCUUGAUAUCCUCUUUAUGCCAGCAAGAAACAUCAGCAAUGCAAAUAAUGGCCGGAUCAGUUUACCCUGUUCUCCUAAUGAGUGGUAUCAUAUGGCCACUGGAAGGGAUGCCCAAGUUCUUACGGUAUAUCAGUUAUGCUCUACCUACAACUUAUGCAGCUGAAGCAAUGAGAUCAAUAAUGGGAAGAGGAUGGGGUUUAGCUGAUAUGUUUGUAUGGAGAGGGUUCACCAUAACUAUUGCCUGGUUCUUAUUAUUUGGAGUAUUAGCUACCAUUGGUCUAAGACUAAGAAAAUGAUGAACUAAAAAUAAUACUACACAGAAUAAUAAUCAUAAUGUUAUGUGUAUGUGUACUAGUCUGCUAUAUAGAUAGUUCUAAUUUUUAAUAAUAAUA
Messenger RNA from Amphimedon queenslandica, 1421 nucleotides. RefSeq names its product ABC transporter G family member 20-like. The record is from RefSeq and is a predicted model, not a curated record. Gene Ontology annotation, molecular function: ABC-type transporter activity. Bases 39 to 1325 code for a protein of 428 amino acids. The transcript has 12 exons. Gene Ontology annotation, cellular component: plasma membrane. Lineage: Eukaryota; Metazoa; Porifera; Demospongiae; Haplosclerida; Niphatidae.